AUGGCGAAAUGGACAAUGUGUUUGGUUAUGUUUCUGCUGAUAGUUGAGGGGUCUUACAUUGAAGGUAAUGUACAGAAACUACUUUUACUUCUUCAAACAACAUCAUACUUUUCUUGCUAGUAUCUGGUGUCUGUUCAGUAUAGACAGAGACCAAAAUUUUAUAUCUGCAAGGCGCAGCAAUACACCAAUGGUUUAAACUUUGACUGCAUAUCAAAAUAGAUUUUGUGGAGGGAAGUUCGUAGAGAACAAGGACAUAAAAAUGCUUUACAGUUGUUACUCAAUGAGACUUUCUGUUUGUUUGCAGAGAUGAUUGAAAAAACCAUUUGGACAGAUUCAGACAUCACUCCAAUGUGCACCAACGACACGGUGGAUUUCAUCAUUAUGAUAAUUUGUAAGAUCAGAGCAGAGAGACAUGGAGAAGGAUGUCUUCUGAGCUAUAGCCCUCACCAUGGCUUUGAGCACACCUGUAGCUCCAGAUUUAGAUUAUUGACAGAGAAUCAGACUGUGUCUCUUCAUUUGAUGAAUUUGACCCCAGAAGACAGUGGAAACUACAGCUGUCAGUGUUCUCAUUCUGGAGGGACAUAUAUCAGACAUCUGAGUCUCACUGUGAAAGGUAAACACUCAUAUUUUCUCUUACACUUUGGCUAAAUUUAGGCCACUUUUAUCAUGGCUCUAUGAUAGCUUGUUUGUUCUUAACUUUGUGUACUAUUCCUGUGAAUGAAGUUGAAUUUCAUGUUAACCAUGCAGGGUUUUAUUCAGGUCUUUAACAAGCUUUAUGCUGUCACUCUCUGAAUGUUUUAGAGGCAAAUGAUGUCAGGAGUUGCUCACUUGUUCCAGUUUUUACUCUGUUGGUUGUGAACACAACCAUCAUUGUCACUGGAAUCAUCCUUGGGUUUCUCUACAGGAGGAUGUGUAACAGGUUAGAGAUGACUGUAAUGUUUGUAUAACCCUCUUUUGACUGGAUGCAAAGUAGCUGCUUUGUGGUUUUCUGUUUUCAUGUGAGGUCUAAUCUUCCACCGGUCAAGUCAGGCUCAAUUGCUCUUAAACACUCUGUGACAUUUUUCAACCUUUGGUUAAAAAUCUUGGAAUAAAAAUCAAGAUUCAAUCGUACCUUAUUGUUACAGGAAACCAUCAGAGCCACUUGAGAGCAGCCCUCCAAACAUGGUAAUGUAUAGAUAUUAUUUUCAUUUCUGCAUUUUAGCUUUCAUAAAUUGAUUUUUAGACUGUUUUUCUUUCUGUAGGAGCCUGAUGACACUGAGCUGUACAGCUCACUCAAUCAGAGAGAGAUUGGACUUUACUCCACUCUUGAAAUACACGUCUGCAACACAAACACAGAUUAGAAAGUGUUUUAAAUAUUCUUUACUUUGUUUUUAAUUUGAUGCACAUUUAUGAUCUGCAAUUGUGCCUUUAGGAGAGAGGCCAUCUCUUUAUGAAGUAGGUAAAACUGUCCACAAGAUGGCACUGUUUUGUUUUUUACUGUAAAGUUUCUACUCUCUGUUUGCAUCCCUGUGUGGGUGUCACUGUAGCAGCAAAUGUAGAUCUAUGUAUUCUUCAUAUUAGUAGUGUGUAGUAAUAAACUUUCUCUGUAGUUAUGAUGUAGAAUAAACAAGCUAUGUUACAAAUAAAGCAUUUAGCAAAUUUUUGAAGUAGUUUGGUUUUGUUUUGACACAAUUACAUCAGAAAAUAAGGUCACAUUUAUGUGUUUUGUAAAGCUCCUGAAAAGGCGUUAAGUUUGUGUUGAUUUUGUCUUGUCAUUGUGUUUGUCAUAAUUUUUUCCAUUUUGGUAUUUAAAGUUGAAUUUAAGGCAUUUGUAUUAAUUUUAGCAAAAAUCUAACCACAGGAGCUUUAAUCCUGUCUUAGUGUGUAUAAGGGCAGGAUACCUUCAGUUUCCUUGCAACAAUAGAAAAGUGCGCUGUGUGAAAAUGACACAGUGCUCUACUUGUUACAAGGGGGUGAUAUCAUCAUUUCAUCGAUCUGCAGAGACCACAGCGCUCUGCGUUCACCGCUCAAGCUCAGGCCUCUAAAAAUACCACAGACACAAAAACAUCUCUGUCAGUUUCGGCAGGUUGAACUUCCUCUUGACCUACAAAUUCUCAAACUGAAGUAGAUCAAGUUGACGUUGGUGAGACUCAUUUCACACCAGAGCCAGAGAAACUAACAAGGAGAAGAUGUUACCUUAUGAAAGCAGAAGCUUCUGAAGGAGCGGUUCCUUCAUAGACCAGAGGCUUCACAAGAGUUUGCAGCAGAAUAAUAGUGCAGUGAGUCUCCUUUCUGUGCAGUUUUUGGUGCAUUUUUUCUUCAGUGUGCAUCAUUUUUCUUCUUGACCACGAUGGCGAAAUGGACAAUGUGUUUGGUUAUGAUCCUGCUGAUAGUUGAGGGGUCUUACGUUGAAGGUAAUGUACAGAAACUACUUUUACUACCUCAAAUAACAUAGUAUCUGGUCUCUUUUCAGUGUAAAUAGAGACAAAAUUUUAUAUCUGCAAGACGCAGGGAUACACUGAUGGUUUAAACAACAGAAAAUCUUUUGUGGAGAAAAAUAACUGGAGAACAAGAAAAUGUAAAAUACAUUACAGUUGUUACUUAAUGGCCCUUUCUGUUUGUUUGCAGAGACGAUUGAAAAAACCAUUUGGACAGAUUCAGACAUCACUCCACUGUGCGCCAACGACACGGUGGAUUUCAUCACUAUAUUAGUUUGUAAGAUCAGAACAGAGAGAAAUGGAGAAGGAUGUCUUCUGAGCUAUAAACAUGACCAUGCUGUUGAGCACAACUGCAGUUCUGGAUAUAGAUUAUUGACAGAGAAUCAGACUGUGUCUCUUCAUUUGAUGAAUUUGACCCCAGAAGACAGUGGAAACUACAGCUGUCAGUGUUCUCAUUCUGGAGGGACAUAUAUCAGACAUCUGCGUCUCACAGUGAAAGGUAAAUACUGAUAUUUGCUCUCAUACUUUGUCUAAAUUUAGGCCACUUUUAUCAUGGCUCUAUGAUACCCUGUUUGUUCUUAACUUUGUGUACUAUUCCUGUGAACAAAGUUGAAUGUCAUGUUAACCAUGCAGUGUUUUAUUCAGGUCUUUUUACAAGCUUUGUGCUGUCACUCUCUAAUUUUUUAAGUGGCAAACCAUGUCAAGAGUCCCACACUCAGUCCACUUCCUACUCUGCUUGGUGUGACCACAAUCAUCAUUGUCACUGGAAUCAUCCUUGGGUUUCUCUACAGGAGGAUGUGUAACAGGUAAGAGAUGACUGUAAUGUUUGUGUGACCUCCUUUUGACUGGCUGCAAAGUAGCGGCUCAGUGGUUUUUUGUGCACGUAUUGCAGGACAAAAAGAAACAUGUUGUUUAUAGCUUUAAGCCACUUCCUGUUGGUCUCAAUGUUGUACCAAAACGAAAAAAACCCUCAAGGUUGUGCUGUUGUUCUACACGCUUGUGUGACAUUGCCUGGUAUGUUUAUGCAUGCAAAAGCUGAUCUCCCUCCUGUCAGGUCAGGUUCAAUUGCUCUUAAAAACUCUGUGACAUUUGAUUUUUAACUUUUGGUUAAAAAUCUUGGAAUAAAAAUCAAGAUUCAAUCUUACCUUAUUGUUACAGGAAACAAGCAGAACCACUCGAGAGCAGCCCUCCAAACAUGGUAACGUACAGAUAUCAUUUUCAUUUCUGCAUUUUAGCUUUCAUAAACUACUGAAACUAGAUUUCUCUUUCUGCAGGAGCCUGGUGACAUUGAGCCGUACGGCACAUUCAUACAGAGAGAGAGCGGACUUUACUCCACUGUCAAAAUACAAGUCUGCAACAAAAUCGCAAAUUAG
Messenger RNA from Xyrichtys novacula (pearly razorfish), 3790 nucleotides. NCBI's taxonomy places the organism in Eukaryota, Metazoa, Chordata, Actinopteri, Labriformes, Labridae. The record is from the annotation of a GenBank genome assembly.